Molecule: messenger RNA, 2766 nt
Organism: Scleropages formosus (Asian bonytongue)
Lineage: Eukaryota; Metazoa; Chordata; Actinopteri; Osteoglossiformes; Osteoglossidae
Gene: abcf3
Product: ATP-binding cassette, sub-family F (GCN20), member 3
Exons: 21
Coding region: 87-2222 (711 amino acids)
Molecular function (GO): ATP binding; ATP hydrolysis activity
Source: RefSeq, a predicted model, not a curated record
GUAAACUCAGUGUCCCAAAAUGCAACGCACUUCGUCAUGCCUCGUCGGUGAAGCAUUUGCACGUUCCUUCACGGGGCCGGUGUAUCAUGGCGACCUACGUGGAUAUUCUGAAGAGCGAGUUUCCCGAAAUCGACACAGAAGUCUUCGAUUAUAUCACGGGUGUGCUGGACUUCAGCGGUGCGGACUUUGAGGAUGGAGAGGAGGUGUUUGACGCCAUCGGGGGGGUCCUGCAGGAGGUGUCGGCCGACUGUAAGAACGAGGAUGACAUCAGGGGGAUCUGCGCGCAGAUGUUCAACACACUGAAGCUUAACAACUGCCACCCCGUGCAGAAGCAGGUGCUGCUGGACGCUCCGGUUCAGCUCUCUCAGGUGUCUGCGGAGAGCGACAUGGCUGUGAGUGACGCACAGGGGAUCUGGAUGGUGAAGCGCAGUCAGAACACGACUGUGGAUCAGAAGAAGCUGGAGAAGGCGGAGGCCAAGCUGAAGGCCAAGCACGAGAGGAGGAGCGAGAGGGACUCCCAGAAGUCCUUGGGCCCCCUCCUUCUGGAGGAGGCGUCGGCCAGUCAGGCGAGCAGUAAGAAGGAGAGCCGCGUGGACGCCUCGGGGAAGAACCGUAGCUACGACAUUCGCAUUGAGAACUUUGACGUGUCCUUCGGGGAGCGGUCUCUGCUGCAGGGGGCGGAGCUGUCGCUGGUGAGCGGCCGGCGCUACGGGCUCAUCGGCCGGAACGGCCUGGGAAAGACAACGUUGCUGAAGAUGCUAGCGAGCCGCAACCUUCGCGUGCCCCCCCACAUCUCCAUCCUGCACGUGGAGCAGGAGGUGGCGGGUGAUGACACGACCGCCUUGCAGAGCGUGCUCGAGAGCGACGCCGUGCGGGAGGGGCUGUUGGCCGAGGAGCGGCGGCUCAACACGCUCAUCGCCAGCGGAACAGCUGAUGCCCAGGAGACUGUGCACCUUUCUGAGAUUUACGCCAGACUGGAGGAGAUUGAGGCUGACAAGGCUCCGGCCAGAGCCUCCAUCAUCCUCGCAGGUCUGGGAUUUUCUCCCAGGAUGCAGCAGCAGGCGACCAGGGAAUUCUCGGGAGGCUGGAGGAUGAGGCUGGCCUUGGCCAGAGCGCUCUUCGCCAGGCCCGACCUCCUCUUGCUUGACGAGCCGACCAAUAUGCUGGACGUUCGGGCCAUCCUCUGGCUGGAGAACUACUUGCAGACAUGGCAGUCCACCAUUCUGGUGGUUUCCCAUGACCGGAACUUUCUCAACGCUGUGGCUACCGACAUCCUCCACCUGCAUUCUCAGCGGCUUGACAGUUACCGUGGCAACUAUGAGAACUUUGUGAAGACCAAAGAGGAUCGUCUCAAGAACCAGCAAAGAGAGUAUGAGGCCCAGCUGCAGUACAGAGAGCACAUACAGGUGUUCAUCGACAGAUUCCGCUACAAUGCCAACCGCGCUGCUCAGGUGCAAAGCAAACUGAAGCUUCUGGAGAAACUCCCUGUGCUGAAACCCGUUGAAAAGGAGGCUGAAGUCGUAUUACGGUUUCCCGACAACUUUGAGAAGCUCUCUCCUCCGAUCCUGCAGCUCGAUGAGGUGGAGUUCUACUACAGUCCUGACCAGCCCCUCUUCACUGGGCUCAGUGUGUCCGCCGACCUGGAGUCGCGCAUCUGUGUCGUUGGCGAGAAUGGCACUGGCAAGUCCACCAUGCUGAAGCUGUUGCUGGACGAGUUGACGCCCAUCGGUGGCAUCCGCCAUGCCCACAGAAACCUGAAGAUCGGCUACUUCAGCCAGCAUCACGUGGACCAGCUGGACCUCAACGUGUCUUCAGUGGAGCUUCUGCUUAGCAAGUUCCCAGGACGGCCCGAGGAAGAGUACCGCCACCAGCUGGGCAGGUACGGUAUCACAGGCGAACUUGCCACCCGGCCCAUUGCCAGCCUGUCGGGGGGCCAGAAAAGCCGUGUGGCCUUCGCUCAGAUGACUAUGUCCAGCCCAAACUUCUACAUCCUAGAUGAACCUACGAACCAUCUGGACAUGGAGACCAUCGAGGCUCUGGGAAAAGCGCUCAACAAGUUCAAGGGCGGAGUCAUCCUGGUCUCCCACGAUGAGCGGCUCAUCCGCAUGGUCUGCAAGGAGCUGUGGGUGUGUGAGGGCGGGAAGGUGAGGCGCGUGGACGGCGGCUUCGACGAGUACCGAGAUGUCCUGCAGGAGCAGUUCCGCAACGAGGGCUACCUGUGAGAGACUCGCCGAAAACACGCCGAGCAGAACUGCCAAUCGACUCAUCUGCGCGAGCUCUGAAUCGGCGCCUUCCGGAAAAGACUGAACACGCAGCUGUUUACCCCAGACGUCCCGCAGCCCUCCUCCUCCUCCUGAGGACAGUUUGUUUCCGUGGCCUCGCCUCGCCUCCCUGCGGGACGAUGGAACCUGGCUGACUGGACCGCUCUGUGCCGCGCUCACCCACAGGCUGUCUGUCUGCUGCAUCUCACCUGUGGGAGUGUGGGGGACGGGGGCUGGGGGGCUGGUCCAGUCCUGCUGCCGGUGAACAGACUCGUUCUCAGCCAGAGGGACUUUGGACCGAACAGCUGUUCCUUUACAGCAAACCCCUAAGAAUGGAGAAACCUAUAAAUAUCUAUAUUAAAUGAAAAACAUAAAUAAAUGAUUAUUGAAUACCACAAAUCACAUUUCCUCAUCUCUCAAUGCUGUACUUAAUUUAUAAAUAGCUGUUUUUGAAUAUUCAUAACAUCCUAAUAAAUGAAUAAAACUCAAGGUGUAAUCUGAGUUA